Molecule: messenger RNA, 2240 nt
Organism: Mus pahari (shrew mouse)
Lineage: Eukaryota; Metazoa; Chordata; Mammalia; Rodentia; Muridae
Gene: Acsf3
Product: acyl-CoA synthetase family member 3
Exons: 10
Coding region: 142-1893 (583 amino acids)
Biological process (GO): fatty acid metabolic process
Molecular function (GO): medium-chain fatty acid-CoA ligase activity
Source: RefSeq, a predicted model, not a curated record
UUCCGGCCCGAUCCCCCUACCUGGCCGACCUUGCACUCCCGUGCUCAGCCCCGUGACACCCCCACCCCGCCUGACCCAGGGGAGCGCGCAGCGGACAACAAGGAAGGGGGUGUCGAGCCCAGCCAGUAGUUUGUCGGUGUGAUGCCACCCCACUUGGCACUACCCUUCAGGCGCCUCUUCUGGUCCUUGGCCUCCAGUCAGCUGAUUCCCAGAAGACACAGAGGACAUAGCCUCCUGCCUACCACUCCAGAGGCCCACACAGAUGGGAGUGUCCCGGUAUUCAUCCGUGCCCUGGCCUUUGGGGACAGGAUCGCCCUUAUUGACAAGCAUGGCCGUCACACCUACAGGGAACUGUAUGACCGCAGCCUUUGUCUGGCCCAGGAGAUCUGCAGGCUUCGGGGUUGUAAGGUUGGGGACCUCCAGGAAGAAAGGGUCUCCUUCCUGUGCUCCAAUGACGUCUCCUACGUUGUAGCACAGUGGGCCUCCUGGAUGAGUGGUGGUGUUGCUGUCCCACUGUACUGGAAGCACCCUGAGGCCCAGCUGGAGUAUUUCAUCCAGGACUCCCGGAGCUCUGUGGUCGUGGUUGGCCAGGAGUACUUGGAGCGGCUAAGUCCGCUGACUCAGAGGCUGGGAGUCCCUCUUCUGCCGCUCACGCCUGCCGUCUACCGUGGAGUGACAGAGAAGCCCACAGAGCGGCCAAUUGAAGAGAGUGGGUGGCGUGACCGGGGUGCUAUGAUCUUCUACACCAGCGGGACCACGGGGAGGCCCAAGGGUGCACUGAGCACCCACCGAAACCUAGCCGCUGUGGUGACUGGGCUGGUCCACUCAUGGGCGUGGACUAAAAACGAUGUGAUCCUUCAUGUCCUCCCGCUGCACCAUGUCCACGGCGUGGUCAACAAGCUGCUCUGUCCACUCUGGGUAGGAGCCACCUGCGUCAUGCUGCCGGAGUUCAGUGCUCAGCAGGUUUGGGAGAAGUUCUUGAGUUCUGAAGCCCCACAGAUUACUGUAUUCAUGGCAGUGCCCACCAUCUACAGCAAGCUGCUGGAUUACUAUGACAAGCAUUUCACGCAGCCCCGUGUCCAGGACUUUGUGCGUGCAGUUUGUAAAGAAAGAAUCAGGCUGAUGGUCUCAGGCUCUGCCGCUCUGCCUGUCCCACUGCUGGAGAAGUGGAAGAGUGCCACGGGCCACACACUGCUGGAGCGCUAUGGCAUGACAGAGAUCGGCAUGGCCCUGUCCAACCCCCUGACGGAGGCUCGCGUGCCAGGUUCUGUGGGGACCCCAUUGCCAGGAGUGGAAGUAUGCAUCGUCUCAGAAAACCCACAGAAGGGUUCCCCCUACAUCAUCCAUGCAGAGGGAAACGAGAGGGGGACAAAGGUGACUCCAGGGUUCGAGGAAAAGGAAGGGGAGCUGCUAGUUAGGGGACCCUCUGUGUUUCGGGAAUACUGGGAUAAGCCAGAAGAAACGAAAAGUGCUUUCACUUCGGAUGGCUGGUUCAGAACAGGAGACACCGCCGUGUUCAAGGAUGCUAGAUACUGGAUCCGAGGGCGCACGUCCGUGGACAUCAUCAAGACUGGAGGCUAUAAAGUCAGCGCCCUGGAGAUCGAGCGGCACCUGCUGGCCCACCCCAGCAUCACUGAUGUCGCUGUAAUUGGAGUUCCGGAUAUGACAUGGGGCCAGCGGGUCACAGCUGUGGUUGCUCUUCAAGAAGGACAUUCACUGUCCCACAGGGAUCUCAAGGAGUGGGCCAGAGGUGUCCUGGCCCCGUAUGCUGUGCCCUCAGAGCUCCUGCUGGUGGAGGAGAUCCCCCGGAACCAGAUGGGCAAGGUGAAUAAGAAGGAGCUGCUCAAACAGUUCUACCCCUCGGGACAGAGGAGCCAGCCGGGCCAAGGCUAGAGAACCCCAAACACCCGGCAAUCAUGUGCUGUGGGCUCAGAUGGAACCCUGCCCUCUGCAGUCAGGUUGAUCAGAAUCAAAACCUCUAGGGACGAAUCACCAAGUGAGUGACCCUGACCACUGGCUGUGUCCUCGGUGGUCCUUGAGAUCACUGGUGUGUGCCAGUCUCACAAGCACAGUAAGGACUUGGCUGUGGCCAGUGUGUGGCCAGCUCUCCAGUGCCUGGGGACAUGGCUGUGGCCAGUGUGUGGCCAGCUCUCCAGUGCCUGGGGCUGCUGCCUCUCCUUAGGGCAGGUCCCAGAGAGUCAGAGGUGACAGUGAGAAGAGAGGUGAAAUAAAGACACAUG